AUGCAGAGCACGGACCUGGGCAACAAGGAGAGCGGCAAGAUAUGGCACCGCAAGCCGUCCCCAGCCACUCGGGAUGGAAUUAUAGUGAACAUCAUUCACAACACUUCUGAUUACCAUCCAAAAGUUUUGCGAUUUUUGAAUGUGGCUUUUGAUGGCUCAGGUGAUUCCUUAAUUGCUGGGGACCAUCAAGGAAAUAUUUAUGUUUUUGACUUGUAUGGAAAUAGGUUUAAUCUUGUUCAGCGAACAGCACAAGCUUGCACAGCUCUGGCCUUUAAUCUUCGUAGGAAAUCUGAAUUCCUUGUGGCAUUAGCUGAUUAUUCUAUUAAAUGUUUUGAUACAGUCACCAAGGAGCUAGUUAGCUGGAUGAGAGGACAUGAAUCAUCAGUAUUUUCCAUCUCUGUGCAUGCAUCAGGGAAAUAUGCCAUCACUACUUCUUCUGAUACAGCACAAUUAUGGGACUUGGAUACCUUUCAGAGAAAAAGAAAGCUGAAUAUUCGCCAGUCUGUGGGUAUACAAAAGGUUUUCUUUCUACCAUUAAGUAAUACCAUCCUCAGCUGUUUUAAAGAUAAUUCUAUCUUUGCAUGGGAAUGUGACACACUGUUUUGCAAGUAUCAAUUGCCAGCUCCACCUGAAAGCUCUAGUAUAUUAUACAAAGUGUUUGCUGUGACAAGAGAUGGCCGAAUCCUGGCUGCUGGAGGCAAAUCAAAUCAUCUUCAUUUGUGGUGCCUGGAGGCUACACAGCUCUUUAGAAUUAUUCAGAUGCCUACUAAAGUUCGAGCCAUUCGUCAUCUAGAAUUUCUUCCUGAUAGUUUUGAUGCUGGUUCUAAUCAGGUUCUUGGAGUACUAAGUCAAGAUGGUAUUAUGAGAUUUGUCAAUAUACAAACUUGUAAACUUCUCUUUGAAAUUGGGAGCCUUGAUGAAGGAAUUAGCUCCUCAGUAAUUAGCCCACAUGGACGGUACAUUGCAUCUAUUAUGGAAAAUGGAAGUCUAAAUAUAUAUUCAGUUCAGGCUUUAACACAAGAAAUAAAUAAGCCACCUCCUCCUUUAGUGAAAGUGAUUGAAGAUUUUCCCAAGAAUAAACUGAGUUCCGCUGAUCUCAAGAUGAAGGUAACAUCAGGAAGAGUACAGCAGCCAGCAAAAUCCAGGGAAAGCAAAAUACAAACUAGAAUAUUAAAACAAGACCUGACUGGUAAUUUUGAAAGUAAAGAGAAUGAAUUGUCAGAUGGAUUAAACAAAAAGCGUUUACAAAUCUUAUUAAAAGGCUAUGGUGAAUAUCCAACAAAAUACAGAAUGUUCAUUUGGCGCUCUCUGCUACAACUGCCUGAAAAUCAUACUGCAUUCAGUAGCCUCAUAGACAAGGGUACUCAUGUGGCAUUUCUCAACCUUCAGAAGAAAUACCCCAUCAAAAGCAGGAAACUACUCAGAGUAUUACAGAGAACCCUAUCUGCAUUAGCUCACUGGUCUGUCAUCUUUAGCGACACACCAUAUCUUCCACUCUUGGCAUUUCCAUUUGUAAAAUUAUUCCAGAACAACCAACUCGUCUGUUUUGAAGUUGUUGCUACUCUCAUAAUCAAUUGGUGUCAACAUUGGUUUGAAUAUUUUCCUAAUCCUCCUAUCAAUAUUCUUAGUAUGAUAGAAAACGUUUUGGCAUUUCAUGACAAACAACUGCUGCAACACUUCGUAGAUCAUGAUGUAACUUCCCAGCUGUAUGCGUGGCCUCUUCUUGAAACUGUGUUCUCAGAAGUACUGACAAGAGAAGAAUGGCUCAAAUUGUUUGAUAAUGUCUUUUCCAACCAUCCUUCAUUUCUCCUGAUGACUGUUGUAGCCUACAACGUAUGUUCUAGAGCUCCUUUGCUCAACUGUAAUCUUAAAGAUGAUUUUGAGUAUUUUUUUCACCAUCGGAAUAACCUGGACAUCAGCGUUGUGAUUAGAGAAGUUUAUCGUCUUAUGGAGACCACGCCUACUGACAUUCAUCCAGACAGCAUGCUCGAUGCUUUUGUUGCACUGACAAAAGGGCAAUAUCCAGUAUUUAAUCAAUAUCCAAAGUUUAUUGUGGACUAUCAGACACAGGAACGAGAAAGAAUAAGGAAUGAUGAAUUGGAUUACUUAAGAGAGAGGCAGACAGUUGAAGAUAUGCAAGCUGAAGUAGACCAGCAAAGAGUCGAAGAUGAAACUUGGUACCAGAAACAAGAAUUACUUCGUAAAGCUGAAGAAACAAGAAGAGCAAUGCUCUUACAAGAGGAAGAGAAGAUGAUUCAACAAAGACAGAGACUAGCUGCUGUGAAAAGAGAGCUGAAAAUAAAGGAAAUACACUUACAAGAUGCUGCAAGAAGGCGUUUUCUGAAGCUUCAGCAGGAUCAACGAGAAAUGGAACUGAGAAGACUGGAUGAUGAAAUUGAAAGAAAGGUACAUAUGAGAGAUCAAGAAAUUGCUACCACAGCCAAAGACCUGGAAAUGAGACAGCUGGAACUCGAAUUACAGAAAAGACUUUAUGAGAAGAAUCUUACCAGAAAUCAAGAAGCUGUUGCAAAAGAAAUGCGAGAAGAUGCAGAUGUCUGUAGACGGAAAGUGGAUCUUGAAGAACAUAUGUUUCAUAAACUGGUAGAAACAGAUCAAAGUCAGAUCCAACAAACUCAGAAGGUUAUUAAAGAAAAUAUAGCAAAAGCUGAACAAGCAUGCCUAAAUAAUGACUGGAAAAUUCAAACUUUAUAUAAACAAAAAUGUGAUGAUCUACAGCGAAGUAAAUGUUACCGGGAAGUAGCCAAACUCCUUCAGGAAAACAGAAAGAAAGAAACAGAGGUAUUAAAUGCAAUGUUGGAGGAGGAAGCCAAGAAGUGGAAGGAAGCUGAAGAAAAAGAGUUUCAUCUGAGAUCAGAAAAGAAAGCUGCUGCUCUGUCAGAUGCAUCUAGAAAGUGUUUUUUAAAUCAGGAGAUAAGUGCUGCUGUAGAACAUACUGCAAAUCCGUAUAAUAAAGAAGCACCAAGGUUCCAAAAUGAACAGGUGGCCUCAAGCUGUUUGCCUAGAACCUCACAAUUAAAUGACAUUUCUGAAAUGGAUCCCUCAGCACACAUUUCUUUAAAUCGAAGAACGAUAGAAUGGGACACUACAGGACAGGAUCUUAUCAAGAAAGUAAGAAAUCUUCGCCAGAGACUCACCGCCCAGGCUCGUAACAGAUGUCAAACCCCUGGUCUUUUGGCUACAUAGAAGGCGUGUUGCCUUAAGAUAGUCACAGAGAUACCUAUUUUGCAAUCAGUGACACUGAUUUUUAGAUUGUUUAUUUAAAAUUCCUAUAAAGAUCGGCCUUUUGUACAGAAAAAUGUGUCCAUAAUUAUGUGUUUUAUUUAAUUCUAAUUUUUGGCUUGUAAAUGGCUUCUUAAACUUUUCACAAUAAAAAUGUUUGGAAACUAUUAAA
Propithecus coquereli (Coquerel's sifaka) is the source of this 3412-nucleotide messenger RNA. RefSeq names its product TBC1 domain family, member 31 (gene TBC1D31). The record is from RefSeq and is a predicted model, not a curated record. The transcript is spliced from 22 exons. Bases 1 to 3204 code for a protein of 1067 amino acids. Gene Ontology annotation, cellular component: centrosome. Gene Ontology annotation, molecular function: protein binding. Lineage: Eukaryota; Metazoa; Chordata; Mammalia; Primates; Indriidae.